Molecule: messenger RNA, 457 nt
Organism: Malus domestica (apple)
Lineage: Eukaryota; Viridiplantae; Streptophyta; Magnoliopsida; Rosales; Rosaceae
Source: RefSeq, a predicted model, not a curated record
UCGUGACUCUGCGCACACACCCUACAAAACAAAACGUCUACUCAACUUCUCUCUCUCUCUUCACUCUCUCUCUCUCUCUCUGGAUUUUGGGUGAGUGCUAAUCCUCCCGACUGCUCAAAGCAAAGAAAUUAAUCUCAAACUCGUACCCGAUCAUGUCUCGCCUGAAGAACGACUGCUUGUCUUUCACUGUUUCAUUGCAAGAGGGUCUUCGUUAUGUUAAGGCAUGCUUCGUUGGUCAGGCUAAGAAGUUGACUGCAAGGAAUGAGCAGGAAGCAACAGAAGCAGAGCUUCAGACAGCCAAAAUGCAAGUUGAAGCAGCUGAUGCCGCUGAGGAUACCAAAAACAGACUCCACAAUUCUCCCUAAUGUAAUGUAAUUGCUCUAACAGUUCCACCUUUCUUUCUUUUGUUAUAAUUAAGCAGAAUAUUUUGCAAUUUAAAAUUUUGAAUUGAUUUAUA